Molecule: messenger RNA, 4913 nt
Organism: Betta splendens (Siamese fighting fish)
Lineage: Eukaryota; Metazoa; Chordata; Actinopteri; Anabantiformes; Osphronemidae
Product: P2Y purinoceptor 3
Exons: 4
Coding region: 2401-3498 (365 amino acids)
Biological process (GO): phospholipase C-activating G protein-coupled receptor signaling pathway; cellular response to pyrimidine ribonucleotide
Cellular component (GO): plasma membrane
Molecular function (GO): G protein-coupled ADP receptor activity; G protein-coupled UTP receptor activity; G protein-coupled UDP receptor activity
Source: RefSeq, a predicted model, not a curated record
UUUGUUUCUCCUUUUGGUGAGAUUUUUGCUCCGCCGGCUCGUUUGUGCCGUUGAUCGCACCUCCAGCCUCGGUGUUUGGAGUGAGGGGGUACUUUUACAGGGAUGCGCGUCUACUUUUAGCGGUACCUCAUGAUAUCCCACCCCCCGCUGCGCGCCUGAAACUUAGAAAGGCGCAGGUUAAAAUAGCCCUCGCCUCGUGAAGCCUGUACAGACGCAAUGCGCCUGCGCAACCGAGCUGUGGCGCGCGCCGCUCUCUCCAGCGGCUGCAUCGGUGCGUAAAGCGCGUGGGCAACAGGUACCGUGAGUCCGGACCACUGAGGCUCUGAACAUCGACUUUACCCACACAUGUGUUCGCGUCUGACGGUCUAAAACUUCCCCGGACGCCCGCGUCCACCAACAGGGUCAGAACUCGUGGGAGCCGAACUCCAGAACCGGGACGGGACCUCCGCCAUGCCUCAGUCGCCAGCGUGUUGAGGUCCCCGCAUUGUUUGUGUCAGACACUCAAGGGCGAUAACAUCACAUUCGUUGGAGUUGCCCCGCACACGAGGCGCGCAUCACCCCCACGGGGUCUGACUUUGGGAGCAGGUUUGAGGCCGUCUCAUUCCUGCGCUCAUACCAGGCGUAAACAUGCAAACAAACAGCGGGCUUUAUUAAUCGCACUGGAAGGCGUGUGCCUGGCUGUGGGCAGACAGCGGGUGUAGGUGGUGGGUGAUACACCUGGAGACUGUCAAAGGGAAGUAACGAGAAGAAGAUGGAAAAAACACACAAAGUGACCAAAAAUAGCCUGAAUGUGAGUAAGGCUGAAACAACAAAUGUCGUUGUUUGUUGUGUCUUCUACGUGGGAUAAGUUGAGUUUUCCUGUUUACUGUUCACUGAGCCGUGAUUGGUCAGCUGCUUUCCAAGCUCCCGACACGACUCGCUGCACUAACGUGGGAUGUGCAGCCUCUCACGGGCUCCUGAGCAGAACAGCUGCCCUGCAGCUGACGGAGCAAAGCCGAACCGAAAGUUCCGAGGAAAAGGAACCUCGCUCCGGUUUCGGCGUCUGAGGCUCCGCCUCCCCGUCUCUGCGUUUCCUUUAUGUCAUUAAAGCUGCAUUGACUCCCCCACGUGUGGCAACGGCCCUUUCUGACGUGACUCGGCGCGUUGCUCCGCAUCCUGUCCGCGUGCGCCUCGCCGGUGGACCGGAAGGAACCGGGCUCACGCGCCCGUUCCGCCUCAGCGCAAUCCGCCGCGGCGGCGAUGCCCAAAUUUGCACUCGGCGUCGACCUUUUUUGUCGGGCGUGUCGUCGGCGGAGAGCAAACAGCCGUGGCACGCAGGUCAUUUUUCCCUCAGACAAGAACUAAAAACAGGGGAUUAGCUCGGUCGUGCGGGUCCGCUGCUCAGCUGGUGCCAGAGAAUGUGACUCCUGGCGCUGGUUAUUAGCGCGGCUGAGAUGUAAAAGGCCGCAGCUCCUCUUCUGAUUCUUGGUGUAUAUAAUAAACCGUCGGCGUGUGACAUCCUGCAAACAGCGAUGUUUAUUCAUGUGAAUGUUUCUCUUCACAUCAGCGUCUCCGCCUGCGUCCAUUUACAUCUCCUGCCAGUAUCAGCACGCGCUGUUGGAGGCCGUUGUCCGCCACCGAGCUUCUCUUUUACAUUAGAUUACCUGCAGAUGCACGACACACGGCGUCGCAGCGCAUGGAUGCAAAUUAUUGUUCAUAACAUGUCACAGGAAGCUCCUGGCAAAAUAUAAUUUGCCUAAUUUGAAAAUGAACAAAAAGUAAAAGAGGUGAGCGUUAAAAUGUACUUAGUUACUUAAUUGGGCUUCCUCAAGCGGAUCAUUUGUUUUUUUCUGUAAGGUCUAGACCUAAAAAGUGCCCUAAUGUGAUUUCUUGUUAUUUGACAGCAAAUUAUUAUAAAUAAAAAUAAGUCAAAUCCAUUGGUAUGUUCUGUUCAUAUGCAUCUACGGCAUCAGAUCUACAAUAAAAUAACCAAAAUUGUUCUUAAAACAAUCUUUUCUUCACUCUGAUGUGAUGUGAUGUACGGCCAUGUUUAGCUUGUGUUCAGUCUCUCGCUGCCAAGUGACAUUUUUGCACUUGUGGUUUAUAAAUAAUCUCGCAGCAGCUCCAUCGGUGCCUGAGGGGAGAGUCUGUUCAGGGUGUGUGUGUGUGUGUGUGUGUGUGUGAGAUAAGAUAAGGGGGCGUCUCCGUCAGCUGGUAACGUGAGCCGUGCUGCAGAGCCGUCACCGUCUCUGUCCCGCAGCAGCCAAAAGGUGGAGCGACAGGUAGCAGGACGGACGCGGGUUCCACUUUGGGAACUCACACGCUGGUGCCUGUGCUGUCAAACGUCCCGCCGCGUGGGCAGCACCAGGGAUCCUGAGUCGCGGUGACGUCGCCCAGUCACAUCCUGCUCGUGAUCGGACCAUGCCGUACUCCGUCGACGCCCUCCCCGCCUUCACCUUGGACUUCCUCUCCGCCGGCGUCCAGCCCACGGACCCCUACGCGGCGGACGGCUCCGUCGCCGGCGUCUGGAGCGUGAGGAACGCGAGCGGCGGCGGGCUGCUCGCGCCCCGCUGCACCUACAAGGAGGACUUCAAGCGCAUCCUGCUGCCCGCGGUCUACACCCUGGUCUUCCUGCUGGGCCUCCCGCUCAACGCCGCGGUCAUACUGAAGAUAUGGAGGAAGGGGCCCAGUCUGUCCAAGAACAACAUCUACAUGCUCAACCUGGCCAUCGCCGACUUCCUGUAUGUGAUGUCCCUUCCUCUGCUCAUCUACAACUAUGGCAGCAAUGACUACUGGCCCUUUGGAGAAUAUGCCUGCAAACUGGUCAGGUUUCAGUUCUACAGUAACCUUCACGGCAGCAUCCUCUUCCUCACCUGCAUCAGCGUGCAGCGCUACAUGGGCAUCUGCCACCCCCUGGCCAUGUGGCACAAGCGGGGCAGCCGCCGCACGGCCUGGUGCGUCUGCGGCGGCGUGUGGCUGGUGGUCGCCGCCCUGUGCGCGCCCACCUUCCACUUCGCCGCCACGGGGACCCAGCGCAACCGCACCGUGUGCUACGACUUGAGCACGCCGGCGCGGUCGGUGGACUACUACCCCUACGGCAUGGCCCUCACCUUCCUGGGCUUCCUGUUGCCCUUCCUGGGCGUGAUGGUGUGCUACUGCCGCAUGGCCCAGAUCCUGUGCCGCCCGGUGACCUACCAGGGUGUCUCCAUGGCGACGGGAGAGAAGCGGGACAAGGCGGUGAGGAUGAUCGUCGUGGUGGCGGCCGUGUUCUGCGUGAGCUUCCUCCCGUUCCACCUCACGAAGACCAUGUAUCUGAUGAUACGCACGCUGCCCGGGGCGCCGUGCGAGACCCGGAACCUGUUCUCGGUGAUCUAUAAGAGCACCAGGCCGUUCGCCAGCAUGAACAGCUUCCUGGACCCCAUUCUGUUUUACUUCACCCAGCCGCGCUAUCGCCAGAGCACCAGGCGGCUGGUGCUCAAAGUCACCUCCACGAUGAGAGACAAGGGCAGCAGCGUGUGAACAGUCCCACACACUGAGCCUGUAUUUCCAGUAUUUAUGAAUCUUGUCUUAGUGCAGAAAUGUGAAUUGCAUUUAAUGGUUGUGUUUUUUUUCUGACCUGGAAUUACACUGGAAACUGUUCUCCAGGCUAGAAGACGUAGAAGUAAUGGUGGAGUGGGUCAAACAGCCAACCUGAGGUUGUAAAGGUGUUCUACGAAUGAUGAAAACAAGUCAUUACAACCAUUCUCCUCAGACCAUCUAGCACUGGGUGUGCGAUGACGACUUCCCCCAGGUGACAUGUUUUAAAAAAUGAGCCUGAACUGUAACGUUUGCAGUUACACGUUUUCACCACUGGGUGGUGUGUGUGCGCCGCUGCUGGAAACUCCAGCUGAGCAAAGCAAAUGAAUUCAAUGCUUGUUCCAGCAGAGGUUUUUGUGCUGGUACAUUUGCAUGUACUGUAUUCAAAAAUAAGUCAAUUUUAAUUUAUGGACAUUGGGGCAUCUGACCUAUAACUGUAAAGUAUAACUGAACUGUAUGGUGUCAAUUUCUCAAUUUGUUUUUAUAAUUUUUAAAGCUGAGAUAUUGAGUUUAUUAUUUAAUUUGUUUAUGAAACAAACAUAACUGCCAAAUGAAAUUUGAUUGAUUUAGUCUUGUAGUGUCAGUGCAGGAACUGCGAUGAUGUGUUGAUGCUGCAGGUCAUCUGAUUUCCUUAAAGGUUAGCAGCUUUUAUGCAACGUAGGCCUGUCAACACAAUGUUCAUAUGCAGCUGAAAUAACCAUCACCUAAGGAGGUUAGUUUCAUGGUUCAGGUAUCAAAUAUGUAUUUCAGUGUCACUGAAUUCAUGAUUUACACCCAGAUCUUGCAGUCUGAAGAUCAGAGUGUCAUCUUGACAAACUAAUCUGAUUAGAAAAUAAUACUUAACACUGCUUUUUUAAUGAAUGUGAGCACUAGGCAGCUUCAAUACCUAAGCACUUGGUUGAUAGAGGGGUGAAAUGCUGUUGAUAUUAGUUAAAUGUGAACUUUUCAGUUUCAUGCAUUUGAAAUGCAAGAACAAUUUUGAUCACAGUUUGAGGUCUUUUACUUUGUGAACGUGUUUGCGUCCGGUGUGCAUAUGCAGUAAUAUAGUCUCAAUGUUGUGUCCCUGGCUUCCUGUUCUAGUGACUGAACACUCCUGUUGUUUACUUGUCUGUUUGCACAAAUAUUUUUGUCAUUUCCUCUAAGCUCAACCCGUUCAGAAUUGUCUGUGUCAACCAGUAUUAUUUGGAAGAACUUUAUUUUGUUACAGAAAUAUAAAUAUAAAGAGGCAACAUUUAUGUUUGAAUAUAUAUUUUUAUCCCACUGUGCAUUGGUUUGUGAAAUGUUUAAAUGUUGUUAUAUAAGAUAAUGGAAAAAAAACAUUAAAUGUGUAACAACACACAAUAAAAAAACACACUAUA